AUGAGCUCAGCAGAUCUACCACGGACGGAGGCUAACGUGCUCCGGGGGCACGAAGGUGCAGUAUUAGCAGCACGGUUCAACUCGAACGGCGAGUAUUGCCUGAGUUGCGGCAAAGACCGCACCAUACGGCUUUGGAACCCUCACCGUGGAUUGCACAUCAAGACCUACAAAUCGCACGGCCGUGAAGUUCGCGACGUUCACGUCACCCCGGAUAAUUCGAAGAUAUCUUCAUGUGGAGGCGAUCGGCAGGUGUUUUACUGGGAUGUGGCCACCGGUCGUGUUAUUCGGAAAUUUCGUGGUCAUGAUAGUGAGGUAAAUGCUGUGAAAUUUAACGAGUAUGCAUCAGUUGUGGUAUCAGCUGGGUAUGACCGUUCUGUGCGUGCUUGGGAUUGCAGAUCUCACAGCACCGAGCCUAUUCAGAUUAUUGACAAUUUUUCAGAUAGUGUCAUGUCAGUUUGUUUAACAAAAUCUGAGAUAAUUGCUGGAAGCGUUGAUGGAACUGUUCGAACAUUUGAUAUUCGAAUGGGUAGAGAAAUAUCUGAUAAUUUGGGGCAGCCUGUCAACUGCAUUGCUCUCUCAAAUGAUGGCAACUGUGUAUUAGCCAGCUGUCUUGAUUCUACUUUAAGGCUUUUGGACAGAUCUACUGGUGAAUUGUUGCAAGAAUAUAAAGGCCAUAUUUGCAAGUCAUUCAAGAUGGACUGCUGCCUAACAAACUCAGACGCCCAUAUCACUGGAGGUUCGGAAGAUGGUUAUGUUUAUUUUUGGGACCUUGUUGAUGCAAAUGUUGUCUCCAGCUUUCGAGCUCAUUCUUCAGUGGUAACGAGUGUUAGUUAUCACCCAAAGGAUGACUGUAUGGUUACUGCUUCAGUUGAUGGAACAAUUCGUGUUUGGAAAGCGUGA
Molecule: messenger RNA, 900 nt
Organism: Striga hermonthica
Lineage: Eukaryota; Viridiplantae; Streptophyta; Magnoliopsida; Lamiales; Orobanchaceae
Source: the annotation of a GenBank genome assembly